Passer domesticus (house sparrow) is the source of this 1373-nucleotide messenger RNA. RefSeq names its product methyltransferase 18, RPL3 N3(tau)-histidine (gene METTL18). The transcript has 2 exons. Lineage: Eukaryota; Metazoa; Chordata; Aves; Passeriformes; Passeridae. The record is from RefSeq and is a predicted model, not a curated record. Gene Ontology annotation, biological process: peptidyl-histidine methylation, to form tele-methylhistidine. Gene Ontology annotation, molecular function: protein-L-histidine N-tele-methyltransferase activity. The coding region runs from base 280 to 1329 and encodes 349 amino acids.
UAAAGGCUAUUUUUAAAGCACCUGCAGAAGCCACAGUGACUUCUAUCACGGUCUCACGUUCGCAUGAAAUCGGUGGGGAUGCUCCACAACAGAGCAGGCUGAUAGCCCGGAGUACACAUAGGAUCAACAAAGUAUUUCCACAAUGUAUUAGAGACAAUUCACCUGGCUCUUGGCGAGACAUCUGAUAUUGCACCAGUGAAAUACUCAGUCCUGCAACAAUACCUACAUAAAAGCUUGGCUGUAAUAAAUUAAGCUUUUAAAAAACUCUUAUUCCUGAAAAUGGAUUUUCGAUUUGAUUUUGCUGUUGAUGAAAAUGAGAACAGUGAGGCAGAUGCUCAGUUCUUAGUGCUGUGCUCUCCAGAGCACAAGCAGGAAUCCAGGGAAAAGAGCAGGGGAACUGCCGAUCUCACAGCCAAGUCCAGCCCGAAGCUGGCUGCUGCUCAGCACCAGGAUGAGGCAGCUUUGAAGAAAAACCUCUGUGUGAAAGCUGCCAAGGAGCACAGCAUUCCCCAAGAUCUCAACAAAUUAUUGGAAAAUAAAGUCAUGGAAACAGUAUUGGACCUGUCUUCUGUAAAGCUGUCUGUAGUGGAAAUGACAUGUUCAGGUGAUGCUGACAGUGAAGGCAUCGUGUCCAAAAGUGUUUCUUCUCACUCUGAUCUCAUCCCAGGAGUCUACGAAGGAGGGCUGAAAAUCUGGGAGUGCACCUUUGAUCUCGUGGACUACUUUUCUGAGGCUGAAAUAGAAUUUACCAACAAGACUGUAUUGGAUCUUGGCUGUGGGGCUGGAUUGUUGGGAAUUGUUGCUUUACAGGGUGAAGCUGCCAGAGUCCAUUUUCAGGACUACAACAGCACGGUGAUCGAUGAAAUAACCUUGCCUAACGUGGUGGCCAACUGUACCAGUGAAAGCAGGAGGAUGGGCAGUGGGAAGGACAGAAAAGGCAGCAAGCCUCCUUCAAAGAGGCCCAGGAAAGCAGAGGGCUCACCUGAUGUGCUCAAGAGAUGCAGAUUUUUUUCUGGAGAGUGGUCUCAAGUCAGCCAGCUCCUGUUGAACAGCAAACCCUGUUUGAAGUAUGAUUUAAUUCUCACCUCUGAGACCAUCUAUAACCCUGACUACUACAGUGCUUUGCAUGAUACACUGGCUCAGCUCCUGGACAGAAAUGGCCGUGUGUAUUUGGCAAGCAAAGUGCAUUAUUUUGGAGUUGGUGGUGGUACCUAUCUCUUUGAGAAAUUCAUUGAAGACAAAAAAGUGUUUAAAACCAGGAUGGUUAAAACAAUCGAUCAGGGUCUGCAGCGAUGCAUUAUGGAAAUUACCUUUAAAAAUUCCUGUUAAAAUUAAAGUACUGAUCUUCCAAAAAUAGCUCAAAAAUGUUUUAA